Molecule: messenger RNA, 3709 nt
Organism: Ylistrum balloti
Lineage: Eukaryota; Metazoa; Mollusca; Bivalvia; Pectinida; Pectinidae
Product: far upstream element-binding protein 1-like
Exons: 18
Coding region: 15-2114 (699 amino acids)
Biological process (GO): regulation of DNA-templated transcription
Cellular component (GO): nucleus; cytoplasm
Molecular function (GO): mRNA binding
Source: RefSeq, a predicted model, not a curated record
GUCGUUUGCGGGAGAUGGAAUCAGCAGGUCAAGGAUCUGUGGACGCUCAAACCGCUUUUGCUGACGCCGUUGCCCGUGCAAGACAGAUAGCUGCUAAGAUCAACCAACCCGCAGCGGGAGGUGGGGAUGCUUCAGUGCCCCCUACAUUGAAAAGGCCAUUUGAUUCAGAAGGACAGGCAUACGGUGAACCAGAUCAAAAGAAGAGUGUAGCUGCUAUUAACGACCCUAUUGGUGCUCAGUUGAAAGCCCUAGCAAAUCAACAAAAUCCUGCAGCAUUAGCUGCACAAGAAGCAGCCGCCAGAAUUAAUCAACAGUUAGGAAUCGGGCCUGCAUCCCAACCUCCCCCACAGGCAGGUUUACCCUCAGGUCUAUCUAACCCAAGUAUACCACACAACGGUUCAGCAAUGGUUAUCACAGAGGACUUUGCCGUACCAGACCGCAUGGUUGGCCUCAUCAUUGGUAAAGGUGGUGAACAGAUCACAAGGUUGCAGGCAGAAACUGGAUGUAAGAUUCAGAUUGCUCCAGAUAGUGGUGGUUCCCCUGAUAGACCUUGUACUCUGACAGGAACUCCUGGAUCUAUUGCGUCAUGUAAACAACAGAUGCAGGACAUCAUUAUGAAAGGUCAGACCAACCCUGGAGACCCAAUGGGACACAAUGAGGGAAACACUGUGGUAGAGAUGAUGAUUCCUGGAGAUAAAGUAGGUCUCAUUAUUGGCAAGGGAGGUGAGAAUAUCAAGCAAAUGCAGGAACGGGCUUGUGUCAAAAUGGUCAUGAUCCAGGACAGCAACAUACCUUCAUCUAUGGAAAAACCCCUACGAAUUUCUGGGGAACCCAAUAAGUGUAAUAGAGCCAGAGAGAUGGUUAUGGAACUUUUAACGGAAAAAGAUAUGGAGCCUGGUGGUUUUAAGAACAACUCUUUUGGAAACAGCAUGGGUGGGCAGCAGUCAUUUGAGAUCCCAGUACCUCGUAAUCUUGUUGGAAUUGUUAUCGGAAAAAGUGGUGAUAUGAUCAAGAGAAUUCAGAGAGAAACUAAUGCGAAAGUGCAGUUCAAACCAGAUGAUUCUCGACCAGAGAGAAUGUGCUCCAUCCGUGGGUCAUCAUCAGAAAUUGAACAAGCAGCUCAGUUUAUUGAGAAUUUACUUCAGGAAGCCAGUAAUAGGGAUAAUCAAGAUGGUAUGGGACGAGGCCGAGGUUUUGGUCGUGGAGGAGGAAGGGGAGGUGGCCAGUUUGGAGGUCCCGGUGGUCCUGGAGGACGAGGCAUGGGACGGGGUGGUGGUUUUGGAGGAGGAGAUGAGACAACCUACCCUGUACCAGCAGACAAGUGUGGGCUAGUCAUUGGCAAAGGUGGUGAGACCAUUCGUCAGAUCAACCAGAUGUCAGGAGCUCGAGUAGAGUUGCAAAGAUCACCUGGGCCCAAUCCCAAUGAAAAGCUCUUCUCUAUUCGAGCAGGGGAUAAAGGACAGAUACAACAUGCCAUUCAACUUAUAUGUGAAAAAGCAGGUUUGCCGCCACCAUCUGGUGGUCCCGGGCCAGGAGGACCUGGGGGUCCAGGGCCCCAGGGUGGUCCAGGAGGUCCUAUGGGAGGUGGUCCUGGAGGAUUUGGGGAUGGCUUUGGAGGGCAGCAGGGGCAACAGCCACCAGGUGGUCAGUUUGGGGCUCCUCAAGGACCACAAGGUGGAGGUGGUGGUGGAUGGGGUGGAAACAACUACCAACAGGGCUAUCAACAGCAGCCAGAUCAGAAUAAACAGGCACAAGACAAUGCUGCAGCUUGGGCAGCUUAUUAUGCCCAGUAUUACAAUCAGUAUGCUCCCAACCAGUAUGGUCAAGGUGGUGUCCAAGGUCAGCAGUCACAACAACAUGCACCCCAGCAACAACAGCAGCCACAACAGCAGCAGCAACAGCAGGGGCAGACAACUCCACAGCAGGGCUACACUGCUGGCACAGCAAACCCAUCAAUCAACCCACAGACUGGUCAGGCUGAUUAUAGUCAGGCAUGGGCAGAGUACUACAGACAACAAGGCAUGCACUACCAGGCUAACCUCAUCUUACAACAGGCCCAGCAACAACCAGGUGGGGCCCAGCAGACUGGACCGAGUCCUGUACAACAGCAGUAGCAGGCACAUUAUCAGCCUCGGGCCAACUGGUGGAUAAUUAUUGGAAAAAGGGACAAGAUAUUAUAUCACUCACUUCAGACUGAAUAGGAAUUGAUGACAGAAGAUUUAAAAACUACAUUAUGGCUUCUGACACCUAUAACAUAAUGAUGUGCUGUUUUCCUUUAUUUUCUUAUUUUAAUCUCCAUUUAAUAGUUUUGUGUUUAAUAUCUAGAUAUAAUAGACAGUCAUCUUUGUAUCGUUAUUCUUGUAAUAUCACUGUUUGUAUCGGGCUUAUAUAAUUAUCGUAUCAUCAUAAACAAUCACUUCCUCGUUCAUCGAAUUCUCUUCAGUCGGUUUUCCUUGUUUUUAUUGGUAACACAUGAAUCUAGCAUCGCAAUAUCUCGUAGAUGAAGUAACUAAUUUCUUUUAGUGAACUACACAUUCCAAACUCGCGUUAUUAUAAUUUUCUCUUAUGUUCAUGAAAUAUGUUCAUUGCUACUAGUUUACCUUUUAUGAUAAUGUGACGUAAAAUCAAAAUAUUUUUUGACUGUAUGUAACAUGUUAAAUAAGAUAGAUAAGAAACAAAAUAUUUAGUGGACAGUAUGAUUGAUAAAUAAAUUUGUGCUAAACUUAUUAUUGAAAUAUCACACUUGAUGAAUUUUUUCUCAUGUCAUAAGAUACAUUGUUGUUAUAAAAGAAUUCAUGCUCAGGCGCUCACAGAACUACAUUAUGAUUAUUUAAUACAUUGUAUUUUGAACUGAAAAUCAUACUUGUAUGUAUGCAAAUUGAUAGUUAUGUUUAGAUAUAAAGAUAUGUGAAUGUUAUAUUGUUUGGAAACAUAAAUAUUGACAAUAAUGUACUAGGUUUAUGGUUAAGUCACUGUUAAAAUUUUUAUGAUGAGUCAUUUUUGUAAUAAUAAUGUUUAACAGAUAAAUUUAUUCAUACUUAUGUAAAAUGCUUCAGGUUUUAUAAUUAGAUUGAUAACAAAUUGCCAAAUAUGUGUACGUUAUAAAUGUGUCCUACUACAUUGCUCUAUUUUUAAAACAUUGAUAGUCUUCGUAUUAUUUUUUGUGCAUCUUUGAAAUGAUAUCUCAUAGUCUUUGUUUUCGUUGACCUGACCGAGCUGCCAAGUCUCUUGUAUACAAAUCACUAAUUUUUAUCCAUGAAUAACAUUGUGAACUAUGUUAAAAUGCCAUUGUUUGAAGCUAUUACUCUUUAUGAUAUGAUAAUGAAGUCGAUGAUGUUGAUGAUGAUAGUUGUAUAAUAGUUCAUCAUAUUUGCUUAGUAAGCACUUUGUAUUUUCAUGUUUUAAAUGGUUUCUGUAGCAUUAUACCCGUCAUUGGUUUUUGUCUUUGAAUUAAUAUGCUUUUAUUAGACUGAGGAUUGAUUGUUUAAUAAAUUUUUUUAGAUUAAUAUUGUGAACAUAAUUAAUGUAUAUACUUACGGCACAUAUAUCUGUCACUACCAGUCAUAUUUUUUGAGCAUGUAAAUUUUGUGCUGUGAAAUACUAUGUAUCUAAAUGUACCCUUCAAGGGCGAAUCGUGUGUACCAAGGACCGGUCUCCCCAGGUGAAGUAUGACUUUGGAGGAAAAUAAUAAAUGUUUUAAACAUUGAUA